UAUAUAUUCUUUUGACUUUAAUCAAGGAAAUCAUGUAGACAUCACAGAAUGGUCACUUCUUAGUCGAGGAAAACAACUUCAGGAAGCAUUCAGGGUGCAUUACCUCUGGACAAGGUGUUUUGAUGCAUGUGGAUGGAAAUUUUUUUAAUAGCUUGUAGGAUUGCAUCCGCCUUUCCUCGUCAUUUAUAUAAUCUAGACAUGGCUCUGAUAGCAGAUUGGUGCAAUAUUGUCACUGAGGAUUAUUGAUAUUUUGGAGUUCUCUGAUCUGAGAUCAUUGAUUUAUAGGAAUAAGUUCAUUAUAGUAAUAUCUUUGAUAAUAAUUAGCAUAUGAUCCUAAGAAGUAUGACUGAUGAACCAUGUAAGUACUUAUUAAGCAUAUAUGAAUCAAAGAAAACACCACAACCAAAACAACUUUGGCUGCAGUUGAAUGGUAGCCACUCUCAAAAAUGUAAAAGUAAUUUGCUGUGAAUGUCAGAUGGAGACUGAUGCACAGAGUUGCUGCCCAUUCAAACCAAGACUUGAGUCCAUCCUUUGUCUCAUGAAUUCUUCUCUGUCUGAUGAAAGUGUACAGCACCAGAGAAAGCCAAAAGAGGUUCUGGAGAACAACAGUGAAGAUAUUGUUGGUGAAGAACUCAAAAUAGGGUUUGAUGAAGAAGCUCCCAAUUAUUCAUAAAACUUGAAAGAUAUGAUUAGGAACAAAAACUAACAUAAGAUUCAAAAGGUCUGUAAAUAAACCAAAGUCCUAAUACUAGCAAAUCAU
This is a messenger RNA of Moneuplotes crassus, 760 nucleotides long. Lineage: Eukaryota; Ciliophora; Spirotrichea; Euplotida; Euplotidae. The record is from the annotation of a GenBank genome assembly.